AUGGAGGCUGUUCUUCAGUCAAAAGGGUUUCUCUCUCUUCCCAUAAACCCCAAAAACAGAUUCUUAAACCCAUCACAUGGUGUAAAGCAUAGAUUUUUCUCACCAAACCCCAAAAUAGUUGGUGGGUUUUCUCUAACUAAUAAUGGGUUGCAUAAACUCAAUAGCUUUACCUUAAAAGCUAAGAACUUUGAUCAAAAAGACAAAAAUUUGUUCCUAUGCAAAGCUGAAGAAGCUGCUGCUGCUACUGGUGGCGGUGGUGGUGAUGGGGGAGCAGUUUUUGAUGAAUCAGAAACUGAAAAAGCAAAGCUUUUGGGUGUUGAAGUUACCACACUCAAGAAGAUUAUACCUCUUGGGAUGAUGUUCUUUUGUAUCUUAUUCAAUUACACAAUUCUAAGAGACACAAAAGAUGUUCUUGUUGUUACUGCUAGAGGAAGCAGUGCUGAGAUUAUACCGUUUUUGAAAACUUGGGUGAAUCUUCCUAUGGCUAUUGGUUUCAUGUUGAUGUAUACAAAAUUGGCGAAUGUUUUGUCAAAACAAGCACUUUUUUAUUCUGUUAUUGUUCCUUUUAUUGCUUUCUUUGGUGCUUUUGGGUUUGUUUUGUAUCCUCUUAGCAAUUAUAUUCACCCUGAGGCAUUUGCUGAUCACCUUCUUAACAUCCUUGGACCGCGGUUUCUUGGUCCACUUGCUAUUAUGAGAAUUUGGAGUUUCUGUUUGUUCUAUGUCAUGGCUGAAUUGUGGGGGAGUGUUGUGGUUUCUGUCCUGUUUUGGGGGCUUGCCAAUCAGAUAACUACGGUUGAUGAAGCAAAGCGAUUCUAUCCGCUGUUUGGACUUGGGGCCAAUGUUGCUCUUGUAUUCUCCGGGAGGACAGUCAAGUACUUUUCUAAUCUGAGGAAAACUUUAGGCCCUGGUGUUGAUGGUUGGGCCGUUUCUCUAAAAGCAAUGAUGAGUAUUGUUGUUGGUAUGGGACUUGUUAUAUGUUUUCUCUAUUGGUGGGUAAACAAUUACGUUCCUCUUCCCGCUCGUAGCAAGAAGAAAAAGGAGAAGCCUAAAAUGGGAACAAUGGAGAGCUUGAAGUUCUUGAUGUCUUCAAGAUAUAUAAGAGAUCUUGCAACUUUAGUGGUUGCAUAUGGAAUAAGCAUUAAUCUUGUUGAAGUUACAUGGAAAUCAAAGCUCAAAGCUCAAUUUCCUAGUCCGAAUGAAUACUCAUCCUUUAUGGGCGACUUCUCAACUGCAACCGGAAUCGUUACCUUCACGAUGAUGCUUGUGAGCCAAUUUAUCUUUGACAAAUAUGGAUGGGGAGUUGCUGCGAAGAUCACACCUAGUAUAUUGCUUACGACUGGAGUUGGUUUCUUUUCUCUCAUAUUAUUCGGCGAUCCACUCGCACCCGUUAUUGGAAAGCUUGGAUUGACUCCACUGCUAGCUGCUGUAUAUGUUGGUGCCUUGCAAAACAUAUUCAGCAAAAGUGCUAAGUACAGCUUAUUUGAUCCAUGCAAAGAAAUGGCCUACAUACCCUUGGAUGAAGAUACCAAGGUCAAGGGGAAGGCAGCCAUUGAUGUUGUGUGCAAUCCGUUAGGAAAAUCCGGCGGUGCUCUAAUUCAGCAGUUCAUGAUUCUAACGUUUGGUUCACUAGCUAAUUCAACUCCGUACUUGGGAGGUGUUCUUCUUGUGAUUGUUCUUGCAUGGUUAUCAGCAGCCAAGUCACUUGACACUCAGUUUACCGCGUUGCGCCGUGAAGAAGAACUCGAGAAAGAAAUGGAAAGAGCAGGUUCUGUUAAGAAUGAAGAUAGAAAUGGUUCUGUUGAAUCUAUAAUUACAGAAGCAAGUGACUCUUCAACUAGUCCAUCUGAAUCUUCAAACUCGGCAUAA
This is a messenger RNA of Vicia faba (fava bean), 1866 nucleotides long. Lineage: Eukaryota; Viridiplantae; Streptophyta; Magnoliopsida; Fabales; Fabaceae. The record is from the annotation of a GenBank genome assembly.